AUGGACGCUUCAGAGGUGCCACAGGAUAAAGGGAAACCAGCGGGACAGUGGACUGAUCAGAGCCAAGAAAAAGAGCAGGAAGGCUCCGGUUCGGGUGCAGGGCACCCUGGACAACAACAAGAUCGACCCCGUAACUAUUGGCACACUGGGCUAUUUAAUUGCUGGGAUGACGCUGGGACUUAUUGCAUGUCGUGUUGGUGUCCUUGCAUGGUAUAUGGGAAGAACCGACACCGGCUUGACCACUUGGAAGAAAACGAUACGGCAGAUCCGGAACAUGGCGGUUCGGGCUGUGAUGCCGAUUGUUGUAUGCAUCUAGCGCUUAAUGUAAUGUGCGGUUUCGGUUGGAUACUGCAGCUUGGGCAAAGAGCCACAUUGAGAGCACGCCACCACAUUGAUGGAAGCCCUGUCAACGAUUGCUUGACUGCAUACUUUUGCACCCCAUGUGAACUCACCCAAGAGAGUCGAGAAUUGACAGAGGAGGAAAUGACUGCUGCCAACACUCAGAGACCCGAACAGACUGAUAAUAGAUAA
This is a messenger RNA of Suillus bovinus, 531 nucleotides long. Its product is annotated as PLAC8 family-domain-containing protein. Lineage: Eukaryota; Fungi; Basidiomycota; Agaricomycetes; Boletales; Suillaceae. The coding region runs from base 1 to 531 and encodes 176 amino acids. The transcript is spliced from 3 exons. The record is from RefSeq and is a predicted model, not a curated record.